Messenger RNA from Salvelinus namaycush (lake trout), 3999 nucleotides. RefSeq names its product segment polarity protein dishevelled homolog DVL-1-like. Gene Ontology annotation, molecular function: frizzled binding. NCBI's taxonomy places the organism in Eukaryota, Metazoa, Chordata, Actinopteri, Salmoniformes, Salmonidae. The coding region runs from base 247 to 2508 and encodes 753 amino acids. Gene Ontology annotation, biological process: intracellular signal transduction; canonical Wnt signaling pathway. The record is from RefSeq and is a predicted model, not a curated record. The transcript has 15 exons. Gene Ontology annotation, cellular component: cytosol.
GAGCCACCGUACCGAGACACAUUGGAGCUGGAAUACAGUCACUUAGGACUCGAUUAUGUUUAGAUUUAUGUUUAUUUUAUCAAAGACAAGGUUAUUUAUUUUCCAGCGUGAGGUCUACAGUUAUAUUUAUUAAUGAUGUCACGUCAGCGUUUCGUCUUAUUAGGUAGCUAGAUAGCCACAUAUUUAUUAUUGCGCUGCCAACCCUUGUUCCUUUCCUGUGUCAAUGAUUCUCCUACCCUCACUCUUAUGGCGGAGACUAAAAUAAUAUAUCACAUUGACGAGGAGGAGACUCCUUAUCUAGUAAAAUUAUCCGUUUCUCCUGAGAAAGUCACUUUAGCGGAUUUUAAAAAUGUCCUCAACAAUCGUCCGGUCAAUAGCUACAAAUUCUUCUUCAAAUCCAUGGACCAGGAUUUUGGGGUUGUCAAAGAGGAGAUUUCCGAUGACAACGCCAAGUUGCCCUGCUUCAACGGGAGAGUGGUGUCCUGGCUCGUCCUGGCAGAGAGCUCUCACUCUGAUGGGGGGUCCCAGUGUACAGAGAGCCACCCAGAGCUGCCACCCCCCCUGGAGAGGACAGGGGGCAUCGGUGACUCCCGCCCACCCUCCUUCCAUGCCAACGCGGUGAGCAGUCGGGAUGGCCUGGACACAGAGACGGGCACAGAGUCCCUCCUGAGCCACCGUAGGGAGAGAGAGAGAGAACGUGCCCGGAGGAGAGCACGAGAGACUGAAAUCCCUCGAAUCAACGGCCACUCUAAGUCGGAGCGCACAGCAAGGGACUCCGCCAUGGGCUACAACAGUGCCUCAGUAAUGAGCAGUGAGCUAGAGUCCAGCUCCUUCGUCGACAGUGAGGAAGAUGAGGACGCUAGCAGACUCAGCAGCUCCACAGAGCAGAGCUCGUCCUCUCAGCUGAUGCGCAGACACAAACGCCGCAGACGGAGGCACAAAGUGGCCAAAAUAGACAGGUCUUCGUCUUUCAGCAGCAUCACCGAUUCCACAAUGAGUCUCAACAUCAUCACUGUCACACUCAACAUGGAGAAGUAUAACUUCCUGGGUAUCAGUAUCGUGGGGCAGAGUAACGACCGGGGGGACGGGGGGAUCUACAUCGGCUCCAUCAUGAAGGGAGGAGCUGUGGCUGCAGACGGCAGGAUAGAACCUGGGGACAUGCUCCUACAGGUGAACGAUGUGAACUUUGAGAACAUGAGCAACGAUGACGCUGUGAGGAUCCUGAGAGAGAUUGUCUCCAAAACAGGUCCUAUUAGUCUUACUGUGGCCAAGUGUUGGGACCCGUCUCCGCGAAGCUACUUCACCAUCCCCCGGGGUAAGACACUCACCGAUGUUCCACCAACAACAGCUGAACCAGUGAGGCCCAUCGACCCUGCUGCCUGGAUCUCCCACACAACUGCCCUGACCGGACCCUAUCCACACUACGAAUUUGACGACUUGCCGCUAUCUGCGAGUAAGACGGACAUAUCAACCAUCGUCAAGGUGAUGCAGCUGCCUGACUCUGGUCUGGAGAUCCGGGACAGGAUGUGGUUGAAGAUCACCAUUGGCAACGCUGUCAUCGGUGCUGACGUGGUGGACUGGCUCUACUCCAGGGUGGAGGGCUUCAAGGACAGGAGAGAUGCCAGGAAGUAUGCCAGCAGUCUGCUGAAACAUGGCUACCUGAGACACACCGUCAACAAGAUCACCUUCUCAGAGCAAUGCUACUACACCUUUGGAGACCUCUGCCAAAACAUGGCGUCUCUCAACCUGAACGAGGGUUCCAGUGGUGGGGGCUCUGAGCAGGACACCCUGGCCCCCCUCCCUCCCCCUGCCACCAACCCAUGGCCCCUGGGGGGUCAGCCAUUCCCCUACCCCCCCUUCCCCUCCGCACCUGCAGGCUUCCCUCCGGGCUACUCAGACCCCUGCCACAGUUUCCACAGUGGGAGUGCUGGCAGCCACAACAGUGAGGGAAGCAGAAGCAGUGGAUCCAACCCCAGUGUGGGUACUGGGACAGGGAAGGGCCCUAGCCGACGCUCCUCCCCACAAGAGAAGGGUCACAGAUCCACAUGCAGUGAAUCCGAGCCACCGGGCAUCCUAGGGGCAAGGCGCCCUGGCGAUAGGUCCGCCAGCCAGUUGAGUCAUCACAGCAGCCAUGCCCACUCCAGCAACAGCCACGCCCGCUCGGGUUUCAGCCAUGCCCAGUCUCACAGGAGCCACUGUCACUCACAGAAUAGCCACGCCCACAGCCACGCCUCCUUCACCUACAAACACGCCCCUUUCACCCAGCCUGGGCUUGGCUCAUGUGGCCACAGUGAGCGAAGCCACGCCUCCUCCUACGGCCCCCCCGGCCUGCCCCCCCCAUACUGCCUGGCCCGGCUGGCCCCUAAGACCUCCGUCAGCAACAGCACCCCUCCCGGGGCCCCCCCGGUACGGGAGCUAGGAGCCGUCCCCCCUGAACUCACGGCCAGCCGCCAGUCCUUUCAGCACGCUAUGGGCAAUCCCUGUGAGUUCUUUGUUGACAUCAUGUGACAGACAGGACAGUGCCUUUUAAAAACUCGCUGAGCACAAACAACUCCCCCGUCCAACUGCCUGACACCUCUCCGUCCCGCCUCUCCUUUUCUUCUUUACCUCUCUGCUACUGACUAUCCCUGAGUUGAGAAUGUAGACGCUGGUCCUCUCCCCUCCCUCCCUCUGAUGUCGGAGCAGGGGAAGACAGCAGACUAGAGCACAACAGAACAGAUGAGAGUCAUGCUAUCACACAAACACACAGAGCCUCAGUGUCUGAUCUGAACCCCUGCCAGCUCCUUUGUAUUGACGUGACGUGUACAGUUUGUAAAAUCGAUGUGAGUGGUGUUCAAUGUGGUGAUCCUUGUGAGCUGCCACACAGACAGUCCAGUCCUGAGAGCAUGUACUUACUCUAUGUGGAGUACGACUACCUGCAGUUUGUAGAACCAGACAUCCAGGCCAACUGACUGGGUCUGGAUCUCAAUCCCCCAGACCCACCCAGAGCUCUGGAAGAGGAAAGCCCGCCAGAGGCUCUGGAUUCCCAGCCAGCCUCCUAGCAUGUCACCCUUUACACAAACUUCCACUGUUUAGCCCAUAAUACCAAAACUCCUGCUCUAACUGACUGACCUGCUAUCUUAUCCCGUAUGUAGCUGGUCCCCCUACAUAAUAUGUCAUGGUCUCCCUGCAUACCAGAUAAGAUAGCAUAUCAGUAAUCUAACUAGUCAAAGCUAGCCUCAGCCCAUUUGACAGCCCUUGUAUUUGUCCAAUUUCAUAAGGGAGACACUGUAGCCAGUUGUUAGUUUAAAUUUGGGGGGUAGUGCCUCUUGCCAAUGGUCUAAAUGGAGAAUCCAUACACUGGAGAAUUUUUGUGAUAUUUAUGUGAUCAUGAUGUUGCAUUGAAGGUCAGUGUCAUACCUCUCUCUAUGACACAUAGACAAUCACACAUAGUUUCCCUCUCUGUGACUCAGUGGCCAGGUUAUGGCCACUGUCCUAGAUGUGCUUUGUCCAAUGUCUCAUUAAUAAUGCAGUCAAUUGACCCGUGACCUCCACAACAGAGGUCUACUACCUGAAACAGAACUAAGCUGAUCAUCACCAGUUAAAGACAACAGGGUCGCUGAAGUGGAUGGAUGUCCCCCUCCAGUCAUCAGUGUUGACUGAAACAGAGAUAACCAAAGCUUCACACAGUGAGGUGUGUAGUUCUGUACAGUGUAGGUAUUGUUCUGUGAUAUCACCAGAUGAUUUCUGAUGAAAAAUUCUUCUUGUGAAACAAAUGAAAAGCUGUGUUUGAGUCUACCGACAACACAGAAACGGUGUGGUGCAUAAGACCUUUCUAUCACGCCACUCUCCUAAUUAUUUGAGCACUUUUUCAUUGUCUCGCUCUCUCUCUGGCCCUUUAGUAUGAAACACUGUUUGCAAUCAAAGCUUCGUCCGUCAUUUUGUUUCUUUACAAAAAGAGGAAUAAAUUGUACAUAGAAAUGUAUUAUAUAUAAGAAUAAAAAAAUAUAUAUGUACAAA